UGCGGGUCUGUGCGGAGGAUGACGGGAGUCGGGAGGGGCAUGUCGGGAGCGUGCAGCGAUGGCUGCUCCGAUUCGCCUCCUGGAGUGGGUCUUCGCCGUGUACUUCCUCUCUCAUAUUCCCAUCACGUUAAUGAUAGACCUGCAAGCGCUUCUGCCUGGAGCUGGUAUCUACCCAGAGAGCCUGACAGAGUUGUUACAGUGGUAUGCAGUCACCUUUAGAGAUCCAAUGAUGAUCCAGCCCCCUGAGUGGUUUAAGUCGUUUGUAUUUUGUGAAGCCUUCUUACAAAUGCCUUUCUUUCCCAUUGCAGCAUAUGCCUUCUUAAAAGGUGGCUGCAAAUGGAUAAGGACUCCUGCAAUUAUCUACUCCAGCCACGUAGCUACAACUUUGCUCCCUAUCAUUGCUCAUAUCCUGUUUCAUGAUUUCUCAAAAUCUGAGCAUUUGGGCCCUCAGACACAACGUGAACGCCUAAUUCUCUUAUCUGUAUAUGCACCGUAUCUGCUGAUUCCACUCCUGAUUCUCUUUACCAUGCUGUACAGCCGCCAAUACAACCAUGUGGAGAAAAGGAAAAAGAAGUGAGUCAGCUAUAAAAAUUGUAAGUGCAGCACUCAUACCUGUUUAUUAGAGCCUAUGCUGACCUAGUCCUUUGGGACAAACAUCUGUCUAAUAUUGUCAACUGCCACAGCUCUUACCCAAGCAUCAGACUCCUGCAAGAAAAGUUGGAAUUGCCUUGAGCUUAUAGCUCUGCUCUAAUCAUUUGGCAGAAGCCUCUAUUAGCCAUUCCCUGUAGUACCUCUGCAUACGCAGCUCAAGGGACCUAGCUCCUCUCACACUGUUGAUCUUGUGCGGCACAUCUGUAUUAGGAAAAUAAACCUUUUCCACUGUGGUAUGCAACUGCACAUGGGGGUGUGUGGGAGGGAACUGCACCUGAUACUUGUUCUUCAUUCAGCUAGUCUUUUUCAAAGAUGAUGUUACAAAGUCAGUUAAGAAACCUCUCUUCUAAGAACACAUCGUGCAAACUCUGUAAUUAUACACAACUUUGCAAAACUAUGCUUUUGAAGCAUUUCCAUAUAACAAUCCUUAACUUUCUCAGCCCUUCCAAAAAGCAAAAUCUCACUCUGCUUUCCUCAGUUCAAAUUUUGAUUACCUGUAAAUGUCUGGUCAGUGAAAUAUAUGCCAAAAAUCUGGAUUUCUGAAUGCUUAAAGUUAACUUAGUUUUACAGUGAGGCAUGCUUCUUCCCAAAGGAUUUUGAAGAACUUCAGCAAUUGUAAAUAAGCAUUUGUAAGCUACUCACUUCCAAUGAAAUCACUUCUAGUAUGGAAAUAAAUAACUAAAUGCAUCUGAACUAGCAUUUCGUUUAAACUUCUUAUGGGAAUGGCUAAAAGGAACUUAAAAUGACCAUGAGAUCCUACCUAGUCUAUACAGUAAAUGUUGCAUUAGACUUUGAAUUUACAGUAAAUAAAACCUACUUAAUGGUAGAGAUUUUUUUCUGUUGUUGUUCUCGGUCUGAUCUGCAAGAAUCAACCUCAGAGGUUUUUGUAAAAUUUACAGGUAAAAGAAUAGGCUCUUCAGUCACUACCUAUAUAUUUCAGGACUUCAUUGGUGUAUAAUUUAAAGCUUCUACAGGCUUUGAAAGGCCAAAAUUUCCAUAUUUAGUUGCCUAAAGACAAGCAUAAAAUGCAUCUAUUGGCACUUCAACAUAAGGCUUGAUUUUAAUAUCAGAUGCUAUGUGCUUGCAGCAUUGUAAAAUAUGGGCAUUCCAUUUUUAAAUGUAACAUUCAUACUUAUAGUUUAUACAUACCCCUUAUGUCACAGUAUGCUUGGAAUGGUUUGUUUCAUCAAUUUCAAGUUCUAUUCUUAAAAUAUUCAGAAAAGCAUUCUAGUCUAAUAUUACUAGCUGUAGGGACGCAGUACCUCAGAUGUAACUUAAUCUUAAUUCUGCUGUGUUUUCUACUUUUUUUGUUUGUAACUGAUCAAUUGUUACUCAUAAAUUUGUCCUCCUUUUCUUUUUAACCGGAUAGUAAAAGAAAAUCUGAUCAACACAGAUAAAAACUACUGCUGCUUCUC
Molecule: messenger RNA, 2066 nt
Organism: Dromaius novaehollandiae (emu)
Lineage: Eukaryota; Metazoa; Chordata; Aves; Casuariiformes; Dromaiidae
Gene: TMEM97
Product: transmembrane protein 97
Exons: 3
Coding region: 59-577 (172 amino acids)
Cellular component (GO): endoplasmic reticulum
Source: RefSeq, a predicted model, not a curated record